CGAUCCCAAAGUCGCCCUCUAUGCGAUCGCUGAGGUCCAAUGCUUCUGACCGCUCCGUGUCCAAUGGGGCCAAAACAGUCAAAGCUGACGAGUUCAUCUCUUACUUGAAGAAGACACCCAAGCCUCAGAAUGUCGAGGUUGGCAAGCUGCACAAGCUGCGCCUACUGAUCCGCAACGAGACGGUCGACUGGGUGGACAACUUCAUCCAGGAGGGCGGCAUGACUGAACUCGUCGCCCUUCUCCACCGCAUCAUGGAGAUUGAGUGGCGCGAGGACCAUGAGGACACACUGCUCCACGAGCUGCUUCGCUGUCUCAAGGGACUUUGCACAACUGCAAGCGCUCUAAAGCAGCUCAGAGAAAUCUCUUCGACACUGUACCCGGCUCUGCUCGCCAUGCUUUUUGACGAAGAGCACAAGGGCCCAAGUGAGUUUACUACGCGUGAGCUCAUGAUUGAGAUCAUCUUUGCACACCUCUCCAUGGCUCCAGAGGCCGAAUUAGGGACGCGCGCUGCCGAACUGAUCAAGUACCUCAAGGACCCAGUCAAGGAGAAGGAGACGUCGACAGUCCCCUUCAUCCUCCAGAUGCACCAGCCACGCCCGUACCAAGUCUGGUGCAAAGAGCUGUCCAAUGUCACCAAAGAGGUCUUUUGGAUCUUUAUCCACCACUUGAAUGUGGUUCCUGUACCCCCAAAGCCAACAGAGGGCAGGUCUUAUGCCAAGACUCACUUCCCCGGUCAGCGAGCCAUUGUGCCGGCCGCGCCCUAUGUCGGUGGUGUGGAAUGGGAUGCGACCAACUACCUCGCCACUCACAUUGACCUUCUCAAUGGCAUCAUUGCCUCUAUCCCCACUCGCACCGCCCGCAACGAGUUCCGUCAGGAGCUCAAGGUUUCUGGCUUCGAAAAGCUCAUGGGCCAUCUCCGUGCGUGCAACCCUAAAUACUACGGCGCUGUUCACGAUAGUGUCAAGGUAUGGAUCGGGGCCGCGCUUGAGGAUGACUGGGAUGUCAAGACUGUACGCAUGGGUGCUUCAGACAGCAGGAGCAGCGUCAGUCCCCUCAAGUCGAGUCCCAAGAAGCCGACCGAGGCUCCUCCUCAACUCACCCCGCCCCCAAAGAUGGAUGUUGGCCUCAGUCUCGGACUAGGCUUUGACAGGGAGAUUUCUAUUGGGAACCCAAGCAAGAUUGAUGACGACUGGAUCUGAUGGCUUGAUCAACGCAUUUCCAUCAGAUCGAUUUCACUACAAAAAAUGGCAAUCACAGCCACACUGCAUAUAUGCUCCAGCGUCAAACUCACGACAGCGCAGGCAAAGCAAAGCAUGAAUGGCGUACACUUCCUACGGCGUUUUGGUUAUCCCUCGACUUUUCACGGACUUGCAUCGGCGCCCUCGGAUCAUUGCCUCAACCCAGCCUCAUUUAUCAUCAGGCAUCUUUCAUGUCACGUCGUCAAUCUCUCAUGCCCUUGCUGUCUCUCUCUACAUGCCCAUCUUUGGCGUUUUUCCGGAUCCAUGACCAUUUUUUCCUCCCUCGCCGGAAAAUGGCGCACAAGCAUCAUCGCCAUCAUCAUCGCC
This is a messenger RNA of Exserohilum turcica Et28A, 1565 nucleotides long. RefSeq lists its product as uncharacterized. The record is from RefSeq and is a predicted model, not a curated record. NCBI's taxonomy places the organism in Eukaryota, Fungi, Ascomycota, Dothideomycetes, Pleosporales, Pleosporaceae. The transcript has a single exon. Bases 21 to 1199 code for a protein of 392 amino acids. Gene Ontology annotation, biological process: actin cytoskeleton organization. Gene Ontology annotation, molecular function: actin binding; small GTPase binding.